UAUUAACUUUCCUCGCAUACAUACAUAUUGACAUACAUACACAUACAUAUCGACGGUCCUAGCUAUUUAAGUUGGCGUAGGGUAAGCUUUUCUUAGAGAGGAAGGAGCGAUGGACUUUUUGAGCCGGGAUAAGCUCAAGGAGACGAUCGAGCACACGCAGCUCUUCAUCGACGGCCAGUUCGUGGAUUCGGCGUCAGGGAAGAAAUUCGCGGCUUUCGACCCGAGUACUGGAGAAACGAUCGCAGAUGUUGCCGAAGGCGAUGAGCGGGACGUGGAUCUUGCCGUCCAAGCCGCUCGCAAGGCUUUCGAGGAGGGUCCAUGGCCUCGUCUGGCCGGAGCUAAGAGGGGCAAGAUCCUGGCCAAGCUUGCUGACUUGAUGGAGGCCAAGAUCAUGGAUCUUUCCACCUUGGAGACCCUCAACAACGGGAUGCCGCUACAGGCGACCAUGUUCAUGACGAAUGCAGCCAUCGACGUUCUACGAUACUACGGAGGCUGGGCCGAUAAGAUCGCGGGAAAGACUCUCAAAGGUGACGGGGAUGUGCACGCCUACACGCUGUACGAGCCGAUCGGCGUUGUGGGAGCUAUCGUUCCCUGGAACUUCCCAGUAUAUCUUCUUGUGUGUAAGAUUGCUCCAGCUCUCGUCUGCGGCAACACUAUGGUUGUGAAACCUUCGGAACAAGCACCUCUUACUGCGCUGUGGAUUGCGAAACUUGCGCUCGAGGCUGGAGUACCAGCCGGCGUGCUGAAUAUCGUUCCAGGAUUCGGUCCCACAGCGGGAGCCGCGAUUGCACGACACAUGGACAUCGAUAAGUUGACCUUUACCGGAUCGACCAACGUCGGAAGGCUUGUGAUGAAUGAUGCCGCAAGCAGCAACCUGAAGCAGGUUACGCUGGAGCUGGGUGGGAAGUCACCCUUCAUCAUCUGCGAGGACGCAAACCUGGAGGUUGCUGCCUUCUUUUCACAUCUGGCCAUAUUCUUCCACCAGGGACAAGUUUGUCUCGCGGGGUCCAGAGUGUUCGUCCACGAGAGCGUGUACGAUGCCUUCGUUGAAAAGGCAGUGGCGAUGGCCAAGCGGCGAGUUAUUGGUGAUCCGUUGAAGAUCGAAGUCGAGCAUGGCCCCCAGAUCAACCAAGCUCAGGCUGACAAGAUCUUGAGCUACAUCGAAAGCGCUCACGCUGAAGGAGCUCGUCUCGUGACUGGAGGAAAGCGUAUUGGUGACAAGGGAUUUUACAUCGAGCCGACCAUUUUUGCUGACGUUACGCAAUCUAUGACGAUAGCGAAAGAGGAAAUCUUCGGCCCUGUCCUCUCUGUGCUCAAGUUCAAGACCCUGGACGAGGCUGUCAAGCUCGCCAACAGCACGAGCUAUGGCCUGGCAGCGGCAAUCUUCGCGAAGGACAUCGACACGGUGAACUUCCUGUCGAGGUCGAUCAAGUCGGGGAUUGUCUUCGUCAACUCGUACUUCAGUGCUGGACCGGGAAUCCCAUUCGGAGGCUACAAGAUGAGCGGAAUCGGCCGGGAGAAUGGAUACGAGGGCCUCCUGCCAUAUCUCCAGACCAAGUCCGUGGUCAUGCCACUGGCAAACUCGCCAUGGCUUUGAGAGGGAACUCUCAACUCAGAGCCGCUUAACAAAGCCUUCAGGCCUUUUUUUCUUCCAUACCAUGUGACCUCUUGCUUUCGACAUUAAUAAACCACCACAGACUCUCGAGCGAGCUUUCUA
Selaginella moellendorffii is the source of this 1717-nucleotide messenger RNA. Its product is annotated as aldehyde dehydrogenase family 2 member B7, mitochondrial. Lineage: Eukaryota; Viridiplantae; Streptophyta; Lycopodiopsida; Selaginellales; Selaginellaceae. The record is from RefSeq and is a predicted model, not a curated record. The transcript has 11 exons. Bases 110 to 1597 code for a protein of 495 amino acids. Gene Ontology annotation, molecular function: aldehyde dehydrogenase (NAD+) activity.